This is a messenger RNA of Folsomia candida, 2472 nucleotides long. Its product is annotated as ABC transporter G family member 23. The record is from RefSeq and is a predicted model, not a curated record. The coding region runs from base 804 to 2228 and encodes 474 amino acids. Gene Ontology annotation, cellular component: plasma membrane. The transcript is spliced from 11 exons. Gene Ontology annotation, molecular function: ATP hydrolysis activity; ABC-type transporter activity; ATP binding. Gene Ontology annotation, biological process: transmembrane transport. Lineage: Eukaryota; Metazoa; Arthropoda; Collembola; Entomobryomorpha; Isotomidae.
AUCUUAAAAGGCCUAAAACAUAUAUCUACCAUCGAAAAACUUGGUCAGUCCAGCUUUAAUGCGAAUGAGCAAAGACACGUAUUCAAAUACUGUAUAUGUACAUAAGUAUUUUACACAUCUUAGAUUUGCAAAAUUUUAAACCAAAUACUAAAUCAAGAAAUGGCAGUAACAAUAAAUAACGGUUUCAAACAUUAUGGAAAAUCUGAAAUAGUUCUUGGCGGCGUUGAUAUGAGUGUAGGCACUGGAGAAAUAAAAACAACCCUGCUAAAGUGCAUUGUUGGAUUGCUCGAGCUUGAUUGUGGCAACGUCACGGUGUUUCAAAAAUCGAAUCCUGGUAAUCUUGGGCGUCUUUGUGGGUACAUGCCUCAGGAGGUCGCUCUGUUGGGCACACUAACGAUCGCAGAAACGCUGAAAUAUUUUGGAAUGCUCUACACCAUGAGUUCGGUCGAGAUAAAGGAAAGAAUCGAAUUUCUUUCUAAAUUUCUAGAUUUGCCGAAAAUCAAUAAACUAGUUCAAGAACUAAGUGGUGGGCAAAAGAGGAGGGUGUCCUUGGCCGCGGCGAUGAUACACAACCCGAAACUGCUCGUGCUCGACGGUAAUAAUUUGAGCUUAUAAUUGUACAUAGAUGAUGCAACUUACUAAUGACCCCAAUUUAGAGCCUAGCGUCGGGUUGGAUCCUCUUUUAAGACAGAGGAUUUGGAAAUACUUGCAUAAAAUUAGUCGUGAUAAUGGGACCAGCAUAAUAGUCUCUACACAUUACGUCGAGGAGACCAGAUUUUGCGACAAGGUCAGUUGAUUUGAAGAUGCAAGCAAGCAAGAUGGUUAUUACUCCGAAGUUUGGGGGUCGCCUUCUUGCUGAAGACAGUCCGACAGCUCUACUCUUGACACACGAGGCUCCAACAAUUGAGAAACUGGUUUUAAAAUUGUGUGAACACGACCAAAAAGUAUCGAAUUUUACGAGAAACUUGCCGAGAUUUAAAUAUCUCAAGGAAGACGACAUGCUGGAAGCUAUCGCCUUACCGAUGCCACACAAUCAGGACAUAUCAACAGAACCCACUUUUUCUAAUGUCACUUUGGACAAUGCAUCAAUAAUCUGGGCAUUAAUGUGUAAAUGGUUCCACCGAAAUCGCAGGGAUUUAAGGUUGCAUCUGCUUCAAAUCUGUCUUCCAAUCCUAGCCGUGGUCGUAAUGCAAAACGUGUUUGGUCCACAACCAAAACACAUGAAAUUAAGCUUGGUACACAAUUCAAACUUGAAUUUCACCGACAACCUACAAAAAUACUGCGGUGCAAAAAGUUUGUUGCAAGAAUGUCUCUCGAACCUGGGGAUUUGCAAUUUCGUUGAUAAAUUUGAUGAAGAUCAAUUCAUUUGGGUUCCUGCAAAUUCUUACGAAGAGGGGCUCGCACAAAUUAAACAGGGCAAAACCACAGGGCUCGUCGAAUUUCCUAAAAAUUAUGUAACACACUUAAAAAACCGAAUGGCUCUUCGAAAUUUUGCGGAUAAUGAAACCAUUCUUGGGUCCACGAUAUCGAUUCGAUUAGAUGAAACUGAACGGAUGUUGGUUUUUUGGAUGAGAAAUACCAUUUUGGAGAAAUACACGAUUUACGUUGGAAAUAUAUUGUCAGCUUGUUCCCUUCCAAGCGAUGUUAGCCGACCGCCACUUCGUGGUAGUUUUUUUGUGGCACUGCCAAUCACAAUCAUUCAAGUGGAGGACAAAAUUAGUGGACUUGUAGAUCGAGACAAUGUGGCCGGAGUGCGCUUUUGGCAUUACCAUAUUGCUACAUUUUUUACCCAAAGUUUAAUGAUUUUCAUUCAAAUUGGAGCACUUUUGGGAAUAAUGUAUUACUUGUACGACAUAGUGAUUAAUGGUUCCUGGGUCGUAGUGGUGGCGUUGAUGUACAUGACGUCCUUUGCGGGACUGUAUGUGGGAUUUCUCGUGAGCGCACUGUGGGAUGGACUUUUGGAAAAUAUAUUAGGACUUCUGUGCUUUUUCGUAUUUAUGGCUUUUACGACAGGAAUUUACUGGCCUCUGGAAUUGAUGCCGUGGACAUUUCGUCAAAUAGCCAAUUUAUUACCGAUGACACUGAUGAUUGACGCUAUGAGAUCAAUUUGCUCGAGAGGAUGGGGAAUUUCAAAUACAGUUGUUGCCUUAGGAUUUAUAUCGGCGGGGGGUUGGAUUUCUGUUUCAUUGCUCAUAACAAUAAUUGCGGGAAGGUGGAGACAUAAAUGAAAUAGAAAGCUAUUUUUGGGCAAUUGCGCACACAUAAUUAGCCCAAGCUCAUUGUGAUUAUUGUGAUAACAUAAAGAAUAAAGACGCUUACUUGUUAAACGUUUAAAAAACAAAACAGAUUGAAUUAAUAGGCUAUUACAUACAUAAAUAUCUGCAAUAUGAAAACCGUCGAACACUACAUAUUAUACAUUACAUUUGUAUGCACUCUUUAUUUGUCAAUUAAAGAAUUGCCUCAGUUUGUGAA